This is a messenger RNA of Nerophis lumbriciformis (worm pipefish), 1753 nucleotides long. It is a transcript of the gene coq9, whose product is annotated as coenzyme Q9 homolog (S. cerevisiae). Gene Ontology annotation, molecular function: lipid binding. The record is from RefSeq and is a predicted model, not a curated record. Gene Ontology annotation, biological process: ubiquinone biosynthetic process. NCBI's taxonomy places the organism in Eukaryota, Metazoa, Chordata, Actinopteri, Syngnathiformes, Syngnathidae. Gene Ontology annotation, cellular component: mitochondrial inner membrane.
CAUGAGAGAGACAGUGGUGUGUGGGUAAAGGGCUGGUUAGUUAUAAUAGUUAUUUUAAUUUCAUUUUGUUUUAGGUUUGUGUGCAAUGGGAAUUAGAAUGUAAAAAAAUGAAUGUGAGUGUGAAUGUUGUCUGUCUAUCUGUGUUGGCCCUGCGAUGAUUUGUCCAGGGUGUACACCGCCUUCCGUCCGAUUGUAGCUGCGAUAGGCUCCAGCACCCCCCGCGACCCCGAAGGGAAUAAGCGGUAGUAAAUGGAUGGAUGGAUGAAAAAAUACUGUUUGACUCUCACUCCGGAGCAGAAGGUGGCGGUAUCACACCCUUCAACAUGGCUAUCAACCGCCUUGAAACUCAAGGAAGAUAAAGAAAGAAAACAAAGAACAUGGCGGCGUUGUUUCGAGCUCUACGUGCUGGAAGGGCACUCCGGGGGCUCGGGAGCGGUCUGGCAGCACCAGCAGCAAAACCUCCGUGUGUUGGUCUUAAAACAGGCUUCCACCGUACAGCAUUUAUUCUUCAGGAUGAGUUCAAAUCCAGCAAACACUCUGACCAGGACCUGACAGCAGGGACUACACUUAAAGACUCCAUAUCCAACCCAGACGCUGAGGAGUCGAGCAGACCAAACACUAGCUACCAGGAUCAGACUGAUGAGGAUGGUGAGCAGUACGAAUCAGAGGAGCAGCUUCAAGCUCGAAUCCUUGGCGCUGCUUUGGAGUUUGUCCCGCAGCAUGGCUGGACCGUUGAGGCUAUCGCGGCUGGUGCUGAGACACUCGGCCUGUCGUCUGCUUCAACUGGUAUGUUUUACAACGGUGCUGGAGACUUGGUGCUGCAUUUCGUGGCUCAGUGCAAUUCACAACUGGCAGAGAUCCUCGCAGAACAACACAAGCAGGUCCAGCUAGGACAAGCGGAACCAAAGAAAACUGCUGAUUUUCUAAGGGAUGGAGUGGAGACCAGACUUCGGAUGCACAUCCCUUACAUAGAAACUUGGCCACAGGCCAUGAGCAUCCUGCUCCUGCCUCAUAACAUCCCUGAAGCUCUGAAACAUUUGUCCACCCUGGUGGACGACAUCUGGUAUCAUGCAGGAGACCGAUCCACAGACAUGAACUGGUACAGAAAAAGAGCAGCCUUGACUGGCAUCUUUAACACCACUGAGCUAGUGAUGCUUCAGGAUUCCUCCCCAGACUUUCAGGACACUUGGCUCUUCCUUGACAACCGCAUCCAGGAUGCAGUUAACAUGGCCACAACUGUAGAACAGGUGCAGUCAACAGGUGAAGCGGUGGUGCAGGGUCUCAUGGGUGCUGCUUUAACGGUGAGGUCCCGCCUCUAGUGACCGCACGUCACUGCUACAAACCCAGACUGGUCCAUCAGAUUUCCAGAUGGAAAAGCGUGAUUCAUCACUCCAGAGAAGGCGUCUCCACUGCUCUAGAGUCCAGUGACAACGUGCUUUACACCACUGCAUCCCACGCUUUGCAUUGGACUUUGUGAUGUAUGGCUUAGAUGCAGUUGUUCGGCCAUGGAAACCCAUUCCAUGAAGCUCUCUGCGUACUGUACGUGGGCUAAUUGGAAGGUCACAUGAAGUUUGGAGCUCUGUAGCAACUGACUGUGCAGAAAGUCUUUGCACUAUGCGCUUCAGCAUCCGCUGACCCCCUUCUGUCAGUUUACAUGGCCUACCACUUGGUGACUGACUUGCUGUUUGUUGUUCCCAAACUCUUCACUUUUCUUAUAAUAAAGUUGACUUUGGAAUAUUUAGGAGCGAGGAAA